Molecule: messenger RNA, 510 nt
Organism: Exophiala aquamarina CBS 119918
Lineage: Eukaryota; Fungi; Ascomycota; Eurotiomycetes; Chaetothyriales; Herpotrichiellaceae
Exons: 1
Coding region: 1-510 (169 amino acids)
Source: RefSeq, a predicted model, not a curated record
AUGUCGUGCGACCGACCAGGUCCGCAAUUCGGCAAUCGUGCCGUGUCGUGGCUCUGGCACGUACCCAUCAGCUGGAAUCCGGAGACCAACCUGGUCGAGCAAGGUCUCUGCUGGAUGCAACAGAAUGCCGAGGCCGGCAAUCUCUUCUACGGAGGCGACACCCAGAAGCUGGAUGACUACAUCACUUCCAACGAUACCUCUGUCAGUAUCGAUGCGCCGAAUAACUUGAAAACCUUGCUCCCUCAGCAAAUUUUUGCGAAAGGCUGGACCGAUCCGGAGACUGGGGUGACCAUCCCCUCGAUGAAACUCCAAUGGACUUGGUGCGGAAUCCUGAGCAUGACGGCAGAUCAGGCUCCGAUCGUGGCCCCCGUGCCUGCCAGAUUGAGUGGGAGAGAUGUAGACAAUGGCGAAUGGGCCGCUGUGGAGUUUAAUGGGUAUGGUAUGGGCCAGUGCUGGUCGGCUGGCGAGGCAGUUGCCCGUAUGGCAUUGGGGGAGGACAAGCCAGCCUAG